Messenger RNA from Ramularia collo-cygni, 3000 nucleotides. RefSeq lists its product as uncharacterized. Gene Ontology annotation, molecular function: DNA helicase activity. Gene Ontology annotation, biological process: telomere maintenance; DNA repair. The transcript has a single exon. The coding region runs from base 1 to 3000 and encodes 999 amino acids. Lineage: Eukaryota; Fungi; Ascomycota; Dothideomycetes; Mycosphaerellales; Mycosphaerellaceae. The record is from RefSeq and is a predicted model, not a curated record.
AUGAUGAGCUGCGGAAAGAAGCGUGGCCGUGCAGGGCAUGAAGCACCAGUAGAAGCAGGGCCUCGGAUCGAGCACUGCAACAAGAAACAGAAACAUUGCAACGCGAACAGCAACAGUAAUGGCGCACUACUCACGGUCCAGCAACCUGGAAGCUUGUGCCGAAUCGCGAACAACAUUCAGCUCAAGAAAGCUUUGUGCCUGGCCGAUUCGUAUGCCGCGGAACGGCAGAAGCAGGAGGGGAAGAAGAAGAAGAAGAAAAGGGAAAAGCAAAGAAAACAUGCACUCCCUGGAUCCACCUCUGAGCAUGUCAAAUCAUCAAACACCACCGUCGACAAUCGUGGGCGCAAGUUGACCUCAACAAACCCGGGCACAACUCAGCACGCUCUCCAUCUGGUUCCCAACGACUCGAAGGAAGUCCGACCGAGCGAUACCUCCAGCGCCAAGUUAAGCAAAAGACGCCGUCAACGCGAGAGGAGGCAGCGUCGUGCACUGCAAUUGGAAGCCGAACAGACUCCACGGCCUGCUGUCACCGCAAUCGAGACUCGUAUAAAACAGCUCGAUUCUGAAUAUCAGAACAGGAACCUGAAAGCAUGCCCACCCGCACCACAUGUAAGGACCCAAGUGGCGCAGACCACAAAAACUUUGCUGCGUGCCAAAUCUACCAUCACACCUUCGGCUCAGCUCGCCCUGGAUCGUCAAGGAUUAGAGCAUGCGAAAGAGCUGUCCAAGGCAGGUGCACGGAGUUGGACAUGCUUGCCGACCACGAGCAUUGGAUGCGCACAAGCCUCAAGUCUGUCAAAGCCGCAACUGCCCAUCGACAAUUCCAUCACACCCGCUGCUCAGCGUGCUAGUGAUCUAGUUGGCUUGAAGCAGGCGAAAUGCUUGUCGCUCGCAGGUGCUCAAAAGCAUCGCAGCCUUCAAGAUACCACCUGUAAGAAUAUGCCCGAGGUGACUGAUAGCCAUUUACUUCCCACGCCCAGGUACGGCUUCUUCGCUGACUUGGUUGGAGACACUUCAGCUCUCGAGGCUCCGGUGUCUGUGUCAUGGUUCACGGCUAAGGAUGUACUUGGCAACCCAUAUUGCGCAGAGGACACGUUGCGUGGGCUUCUGACCACAUUGGUCUUCAAUGUUGAUGAUGCAACUGCGGCAGAUGCCUUUGUUGGUGCAUUCAGCUAUAAGCUGCACGCUCAACCCGAUACACCGCUCAACAAACCGCUUCCCGAAGAGCUCGAAAAGACAAAGCAACUGUCCGAGCGGGCGUCCGGUCACCUUUCGCUUGUGGCUGAUGGACCCAAAGUUGCCAGGCUGCCGGACCCUCCCACACAGAUUGAGCUUUGUGAUGAGCAGAAAGAUCUGGUCGACCUCGUAUUGACGGGCCACAACGUAUUCUACACAGGAUCGGCAGGUACGGGAAAAUCGACGGUUCUGCAUGCCUUCUUCGAGCGUCUGAUCUCUCAAGGAAAGCGGGUCGAGAAGCUCGCGCCUACUGGCCUCACAGCUUUGAAUAUCGGAGGGCAGACUUACUUCAGAUUCGCUGAUUGGAAACCGGACAGUAAGAAACGGCAUCUCGAUGUAUUCAAAAACCAGGCAAGGAGCGGAAGGCAGUACAGGAGGAUGAACGAAGCCGAUGUUAUCAUAAUCGACGAGAUCAGCAUGCUGGAGGCGCACCAGCUCGAACGCCUAGAUGCCGCCUUCCGAGCCGCACGCCAGCCUGGCAGGUGUGGAUGUCAGUGUCCUCCUCAUGAGAAGUCUUGCAAGGUGAUCGCCGAAUGGUUCGACACUGGAUAUGGUAGCAGAAAUUCCCGAUCUCCCCAUGAUCCGGAGCUUCCGUUUGGCGGCGUCCAGGUCGUCAUCACGGGAGACUUCAACCAACUGCCGCCUGUGAAGCCGUUUUCGACAUGUUUUCCUUGCGGGCGAGAGACGAAGCCCCAAAACUCGAAUCGUGGGCCGUGGACAUGUGAUCAGUGCCCCAACAAGACCUUCUAUCUGGAUGAUCGGUGGGCGUUUCAGAGUGAUGCUUGGAAGAGCUGUAACUUUGUAAAUGUCAACUUGACUGAGAUCCACAGACAAGCAGAUCCAGACUUUGUCGCCAUUUUGGAAACCGUGCGAAACUCCGGAGAUCUCUCUCCAGACCAAAUUGCACUUCUCCUGGAUCAUCCCUGUGACAUUGAGGGUGCAGUUCACCUGUUUCCAAGGAAUCGAAAAGCCGAUAAAUGCAAUGCUGAAAAUCUUGCAAAGAUCAAGCGGACACCACGAUUUUUUUUCUGCUACGACAAUCGAAUGGAGGGCGGAGAACAUCAUCAAGCGUGCUCGGGGAAACGUUCUGCUCGCAAACUUAAGGCAUUGAAAGACCAUCGAUUUGCAGAGUCGUUGGAACUGAAGGUUGGCAUGCGCGUAAUGUACUUGGUAAACAGUCCAGAUGAUCCAGAGAUCGUCAACGGAAGCCAAGGCGAAGUCGUGGGWUUUCUUCCCUACAAGCCAACGGCACUGAAUGACCGACGAUGUCUGAACGCCACGAGUGUCCCAUUGGCUUCAGGUGAGCACGCCGGAUACCGAAAUCUCAGUGUGCGUAACUGGAUCACACAGUCUCUAGUGCACGAAUGGCCGAUCGUCCGUUUCCUCAACGGGAAAAAGAAAGUCAUACAUCCAGUGUGCGAAGUGAAGGAGAUCGGGAACAAGCAGCCAUUCACACUUCAGUCCCGCACACAGCUUCCGCUGGUACCUGCCUGGGCCAUCACAAUUCACAAGAGCCAGGGCAUGAGUCUGGAUAGGGUCAAAAUGGAUUUGGAUGAUUCUUUCGAGCSCGAGAUGACUUAUGUUGCCUUGUCCAGGGCGAGGUCGCUUCAAGGCUUGAAAAUAACAAGUCAUGAUGGACUGGCUGUCUUGCAGGGUCGGAAUGGACGGGAUAAUUGUGCGGUACGAGAAUUCUUGGAGGGUUGUUUUGGGAAGCCCAAAGGUCAUACAAAGGCCUUGCACGCGGAUAUUGUACGUCUCCCAUAA